GCGGCGCUCGCGCGGUGUCGCUGCUCCGGCGGGCCCGGCCCGGCCCCGAUCGCUCCGGGCCCGACCGGGGACCCCCGGACCCGCCGGGCCGGGCAGGGGCAGGGCCGGGCCGGGGGCCCCGACACGCUCCGGUCCCCGGGAAGGGCCGGGCCGGGGGCUCCGACACGCUUCGGGCUCCGGGAAGGGCCGGGCCGGGGGCCCCGGGCCGCAGCUCCCGGACGGCGGAGCCGGGAGCGCCUCAGGUGGAAGAUGGGAGUGUUCCCCUCGUGUUUUAGGUGAAGCCUGCUUGCCAUGAAGUCCCGAGGGAGCUAGAAGGACUGCAGUGGGAAUCCCUUCUCACUCCUCCACAAAUCCAACAACUGCCUAAUGGGAUUGCCUCUCUGCCUGGCGUCAUGGGGAGCUGCUGCAGCUGUCUGUGCACAGACAGCAUCCCAGACAACCAUCCCACCAAAUUCAAGGUGACCAACGUGGACGAUGAGGGGCACGAGCUGGGCUCGGGGGUGAUGGAGCUGACGCAGAGGGAGCUCAUCCUGCACACGCACAAGCGCGACGCCGUCAGGUGGCCCUACCUGAGCCUGCGCCGCUACGGCUUCGACUCCAACCUCUUCUCCUUCGAGAGCGGCCGCCGCUGCCACACCGGCCAGGGAAUUUUUGCCUUCAAGUGCUCCCGAGCAGAGGAGAUCUUCAACCUGCUGCAGGACCUGAUGCAGUGCAACAGCAUCAACGUGGUGGAGGAGCCGGUGGUGCUGACCAGGAACAGCCACCCCUCGGAUCGGGAGCGGGCCCGCAGCCCCCAGCGCCCCUCCAGUCUGGGCUACACUGGACUUCCCAAUGGAUUUCACAACUUCCCUGGAGAAUCCCUGUCCUUCUCUGCAGCCCGGCACCCCUCAGUGAGCAGCCUGAGGCAUUCCUCUGUGGGGGAAGACUCUACCCACCCCCUCCUGGGGCCUGAGGAGCAGUCCCACACCUACGUCAACACGGCCACCGGGGAGCCGGAGCCGAGGGGCCGGCACUGUAUGCACUCCUUGCCUGAAGCCCACCCUCCUUUCCCCCCUAGGAACCACAGCUGCUCCCUGGAAGACCGCAACCCCCAGGUCUUCCUGCAGCCAGGGGAGGUGAAAUUCGUGCUGGCUCCCAGCUCCGGCUACCGCCGGCUGUGCCGGCACCCCCGGGAAUGCCGGGCGCACCUCUGUCCCCCCAACAACAACAACAACGAGUGUCAGGAGGGGUGUCCGUCCCCACAGUGCGUCUACGAGAACCUCAACGGGCUGGUGGCCCCCGGCACCUCGUCCCUGUGCCGGGCUGGCCGCUCCAAGGCGGCCCGGGAGGACGGGAGCCGCAGCCAGCGCCGCUCGGCCCUGCUGCACUACGAGAACCUGCCGGCGCUGCCGCCGGUGUGGGAGCUGCAGCCGGGCCGGCACAGGGACGAGGAUGGCGGCACGGCACCCACACCGUCCCCCAAUGGCUUCUCCGAGGCCGGCGAGGAGGAGCCGCUGCAGAAUUCCAUGGGCUCGGAGAGCGCGGCCCUGCAGCCGCGCCGCUCCUUCCUGCCCCGAGCCCGGCGCAGCCGCCUGCCCAACGUCUUCAGCUUCGACUUCCCCCGGCCCUGCCCGGAGCCUCCACGGCAGCUCAACUACAUCCAGGUGGAGCUGGAGCCUGAGCCCUGCAAGGGCCACCAGGAGCCCCGGCUGGCACCUCCCGCCAGCCCCGCUGCCCGCCGCACCGACUCGUACGCCGUCAUCGACCUCAAAAAGACGGCGGCCAUGUCCAGCCUGCAGCGGGCCCUGCCCAGGGACGAUGGCACCUCGAGGAAAACGCGGCACAACAGCACUGACCUGCCCCUGUGA
Poecile atricapillus (Black-capped chickadee) is the source of this 1847-nucleotide messenger RNA. RefSeq names its product fibroblast growth factor receptor substrate 3 (gene FRS3). The record is from RefSeq and is a predicted model, not a curated record. Gene Ontology annotation, biological process: cell surface receptor protein tyrosine kinase signaling pathway. NCBI's taxonomy places the organism in Eukaryota, Metazoa, Chordata, Aves, Passeriformes, Paridae. The transcript has 7 exons. Gene Ontology annotation, cellular component: cytoplasm. The coding region runs from base 393 to 1847 and encodes 484 amino acids.